Molecule: messenger RNA, 1273 nt
Organism: Aspergillus ibericus CBS 121593
Lineage: Eukaryota; Fungi; Ascomycota; Eurotiomycetes; Eurotiales; Aspergillaceae
Exons: 2
Coding region: 125-1021 (298 amino acids)
Source: RefSeq, a predicted model, not a curated record
CUCCAGCAGCGCAUCAUUCACUCUUUCUCACGCUCCGACUCCAGUCAUUCAUUAACAAUACUCACCAAGCCACAACCCUAAUUCCUUCUCUUCCAUUUCCAUUUACCGAAUCUUAUCAAGCAAAAUGAAGGCCUCCUUUAUCACCAUCCUUGCUACUCUGGCCACCUCGGCCAUCGCUGCCCCUACUGGCAGUCUCUCUGGAAUCACCGAGGUCACGAAGACUGUGAAUUCGGGUUCCAUUGUCUCCAGCAAUGUGGUUUCCACUCCCAUUGCCAGCUCUGGCGCCACUGGUCAUAUCGUCCAGGAUGCUGGCAGCACUGUUAAUCAGGUCUUGACUGUCACUGGCCCUGACGCAAAGAAGCUUCUCAUCCAGUUGAGCCCUGAUGUCGCCAACCUUCUCUCCGGCCUGGGUCUUCCCGGUGUCGGAGUCUCUGUUGGUUCUAUUGUUAAGUCGGCUGCGUCUGUUGGCGACCUCAUCAAGGACCUCGGCUCAGCUGUUGACGGUCUCCUCACCGUUGUCGACAAAGAUGUCGGUGCUCUCCUGAUUCAACUUGACCCUGAGGUUACGGGUCUGCUCAGCGGACUUGGACUGCCCAGUGUCGGUGUUCCCGUUGGCUCAGUCGUGGGCACCCUUGGCGAGAACCUCAAGCGCUCGGCCGAUGGAAAGAUUGUCGAGGACCUUUCCCCCAAGGUCAAGGACGUCCUCGAAGUCACCGGCGCUGACUCCAAGCGCCUUCUUGUCCAGCUUAGCCCUUCUGUCGCCUCUCUUGUUUCCAACCUUGGUCUUCCCAGUGUUGGAACCUCCGUGGGUCAGAUCAUCAAGACUGCCAGCAAUGUCGGUGACCUUCUUGAGGACCUUGCUGUGCCCGUCGAGCAGCUCCUCACUGUGGUUGGCCAGGAUGGCUCUUACCUCCUCAUCCAGCUCUCUCCUAAGGUUGCUGCUCUCCUGUCUGGCCUUGGUCUCCCCGCUUUGGGCACCUCUGUGGGUAGCAUCGUUGCGACUCUCGGUCAGAACUUGUAAAUUGUGAGUGCACGCCACUGAUGUUCUGGGAAUUCUUUCAGAGUAACGCUAAUCUUCCAUUACUACUCUUCUCUGAGGAAUCGGCCUGUUUAUGUGCCGGCGAUGAAAAGCGACGAUAACCGCAUUGUAUAUUUAUUUGGUUCUGUACUGUUGAGCAGAUGUUGCAUAUGUCGGGGAAGCCCGCAACUAUUGGUUUAAUCUUAAUUGACGAGUUUAUAAGAGCACAACUUGGUUUUCGAUGGUGGUGAUGCG